AUGCCGAGUUCGAAGAAGGACAGAAAGAACGCGAAAGAUGGUGCAGUUAGCGCCGCGGUGACGAAACUCGCCGCGGGCAAGUUCGCAAACGGCAGCCCUUCCAAGAGCCCUCCGUCCGAUGCAUCGUCGCCUCCCGUUCAUUCUCCCGACAUUAGACCCAUAACUCAAGACCCGUCCCCAUACGAUGGGCACCCCACCGUCUCGCCCGCUCUGGAUGCACUUUCCACCACAUCCGCAUCGGCUGCAAGUACAAACCACGACUGGGCAAGAGGAGGGCUCGCUGGCUCUCCAGGCAACUUGAUCAGUCUCAUGGGCGAAUCGCCGCCCACUCAACCUUCCUCCUACGAAGACUCUGGUCGCCUCCACCACGGAUGGGCCGUCCAGCGCCAGUCUCUGACGCCCCAGACUGCUUCGCCAUCCCCUCCCAACAGCAUGCCAAACCAUAUGAAGCGGCCUCUCAGCUUCCAGAUGGAUGCGCAGUUUCCCCUUGAAGCCUACCAUCAGCCGGCUGCAGCUGCAGCAUACCGUCGCAGCUCCAUGCAGUCGCAAAUGUCCCACGCCCGAGUAGGCUCCCAACCCCCGCUCCCUCAUCAAGCCCAGCCGCAUUUUUACAGUGCUCCUGACAUCGACUUUGAUAUGGCUUCCAAGGCCGGCAUGAAAGCCGGCGAUAAGGGCUAUUACUUUGGCUUCGAUACACUCCCUGCUGCACACAACGAAUUCGCUCCAGGAUCAGACAAUGUUGCCCUGGCGGGCUAUGAGGGUGGUCUCGAAGUUUAUUCAGUCAGCAAGCGUGGCUUAGAUCGGGUUGCCGGCCUCAAAGGGUUGCGAGGAGGCGUAUACGAUGCCAAGGUCCUUCCUUGGUCAACUCCUGGAGACAAGGCCGAUGAUUCUCCGCUCGUGGCUGUCGUCAUUCACGGGCCUGUGCUACCACAAACAUCGCCAGAGAUCGCAAUUCAAGCGGCAAACGACAACAUUACCGAAGACAGAGCUGAUGUGCCAGGUAGCCCUCGAGCUGAUGGCAGCCAGAAGGGAGGCCCUUCCGGCCGAUUCACGCCUGCCAUCGAGUUCUACCAGACGUCAGUCGAGCUAUAUUCACUCAAGACAGGCAAACUCGUCGACGUGCUUCUACAAGCUCCAAAAGUCCCGCUGGCAACACCCGUAACGAGCCCGAUCUUCAAGGCGCCGCCGCCGACGGGCGCAUUCACGAUCAAAGCUGAUGCUGGAAACAUUGCAAUCGCCUCUGGAGUGAGUGGAGAAUGCUGGGUUUACCGUUCUAUCCUGGAUUCCAAUGACGGCACAGUUCGCUUCGGUUGUGUUGGUAAACUCUGGACCAGCCUCCAACAGCCCCCUCGAGGAGAGGUUGCCGAGGAUGCUGAACGCCGCCACUCACCUGCGCCUCCUCGUCCCAACCCGCAGACCCCAAUCCUAUCGCUCAACGGGAAGUGGAUUGCCUACUGCCCUCCAGCUGCAUCUUCGCAAAUCGCUCUGCGCGCUCAUGUACCGGUGGUCAUUCUCGGCAAAGCCCCGGGCAUCUCUUCGGUGACGUCUCCUGUGCUACCCGCGGUCACCGGAUCUGUUGAUUCUCCCAUGGCCGAGAGCAUGGUCAACAAGAUUAUGCGUGAAACAACGCAAGAGUUGAUCUCGGGAGCAAAGUGGGUUGGCCAGCAAGGACUGUCGGCCUGGAAUUCGUACUGGAACAAGAAUGCGAACCAGGCGCCUCCGAUGCAGUCUCGAUCCCCUCCUGUGACAGCGCAGCAAUGGGCAGGAUCGUAUCCUCCUCGACACGACGCAAACCAAUUCCCGCCGACUCACGGUACACCUGGUCAAGCAGUGACUAAAGACCCCGGUCUGGUCUCUAUCCUCGACAUGGACAGUUUGCCAACUUCGGCCACCUUGCACCCGCUCAUCACCUUUGCAUCUCCACUUGGCUGCAGCUUCCUGUCCUUUUCACCGACUGGGCUAUCUCUGUUCACGGCAAGCGGCAAGGGCGACGUGCAGACUGUAUGGGAUCUGAUGUGCAUUCAGUACACCAAGUCGUCACCUCUUCAGGUGAUCGCGGCUAACAACGCAGUCGGCCCACGAGUGCGCCAGGUUGCGCAAUUCUCACGGAUGACCGUUGCUCGGAUCGUCGACGUGGCUUGGUCGAAACCCAACGGGGAGCGGAUUGCAAUGGUCACGGAAAGAGGAACCGUCCAUCUCCUUGAAAUGCCUUUCAGUGCCUUCACCUGGCCGCCGCCUCGCCGGCGCAAGGCCACGGAAGAAAACGGCGCUCCUGCGUCAGAUGCACCUAACUCAGCUGUAUCGAUCGCAUCCAGUGCCUUUGGCGCUGCCUACCAUGCCGCCAGACCUUUGAUCACUCGGCCGCGUAGGAGCAGCGUGAACGCUCAAGGCUUGGCCGGCGGCAACUUUGUCGAUUCAGCCAGCGUUGGAGGAAGAGCCAUUGCUGCGAGCAUCAGUCAUUCCCUGGGCAAAACCGGCGUCGCCAUAAACCAGCUGCGCCACACGGGAGACAACCGCGUUUCUUUGCCACAAAGCUCGCUUCUGCCAGCUUCAUCAUGCGUCGUAUGGAUCACUGGUAGAAAAUACCAUACUCUGUAUGUGGUUGGCGACGGCCUAGUGCGAACGUUCCCAUCCAAGACUCGUCGGCCGUCGGCGGCUGCCAGCAAGCAGCGCACACCUCGAGGAGUUCGAUACAAGGACUUCAAAGUUCCGGCACUCCCCGACGAUGGCUUCUCGCCAGCUGUUCGGCAAUUCAUCGACUCGGACGAGUAUCUGGACCUGUCAGACCGAGAAAUGGACGUGGGCAAGACGCUGACGCUUGACCCGCGCGCCAGACCGCUCCAAGUCGACCUGAGUGCGGAAGCAUCCAUCCCGCAAGCCGAGAUCGAGUCCAGCGCACCAUACCAGCCUUUCCAUACCGACAGGCGAGUGGCUUUGUAUGAGUAUGCAAGUCCACCAGCGGCCUUGGCUCCAUCGCUUGCUGUACUGAUGGCCGAUACCACACUGGAGGAUCACGCAACGCCCAAGCAAAAGAAGAGACAGCAGCGUGUUCGCGCUCAAGAAACAACUCUUGAGACAAACUACUCGCAACCUUGGGCAUUUGGUCAGCCACUCAACCUGGUGAAGCUCGAUACUGGACACCUCUCAGUUUCAGAAGACGAAUUCAACAUUUCGGAUGAUCACCGCGCGCUCCCGCUUUCUUCGAUGGAGAGAGUUAUGCACCGUGGAGAGAACGGCGAUGAGAUUGUUGUUACAACCCGACGACGACGUGGGGCGAGGCACACGGAGGAUGAGGAUGGCUUUUUCGAGGAUGACUGUGAAGUGCUUGACUUUGCAGAUCAGAGAGUUUGA
Molecule: messenger RNA, 3351 nt
Organism: Colletotrichum abscissum
Lineage: Eukaryota; Fungi; Ascomycota; Sordariomycetes; Glomerellales; Glomerellaceae
Exons: 3
Coding region: 1-3351 (1116 amino acids)
Biological process (GO): autophagy; response to starvation
Cellular component (GO): cytoplasm
Molecular function (GO): protein binding
Source: RefSeq, a predicted model, not a curated record